CCUAUCAACUGGAAAAAAAUUAGGGCACAAUAUUCUCGUUUCACGUCCGCGACUCAUAGAUCCCUCGGAAAAUCCUUCACGGUUUGUCCAGUAAUUCUGAAUUCCGCGGCGUAUUUUCAGCUUCCGGGAGAUCUAACAUUAUCUUAACUUGAAUUGGGCGUGAGGAAAUUUCUUACUUUAGUCUCCCUUGUUCCGGUCUUCUGAUUUAUAGAUUUGUCGUUUGCUUCCGCUCAAAUCUAUGAUCUUUCGGGAGUAAUUUUCUCGAUGGAAAAUUUUGGCUGAUUGAAGUUUUCGAGAACAGAUCCAGAGAACAUUCUCGAAGAAGCUCGUGCUUUGGUGCAUCUAGACAGGUCUCGUACCACGUUUUGAUUUCUUAGGUUCCCUGUGAAGAAUCAUCGGGAAAGGACACAAAUGGAUUACCGACCUUCUGAUAGUAGUGGUACAGAUGAUGACCUACCUCCAUCACAUCAAAGUAGAUAUCAAAGAAGUGGCAGACCUGCUGGUAAUGGCAGGCCUUCAGUUCUCAAUUCUGCUCCUUUAUCAAGGGUGCACAAUGACAUGGAAACUCAAAUUCAUCUCAUUGAGCAAGAAGCGUAUAGCUCGAUACUCCGUGCAUUUAAAGCCCAGUCUGAUGCAAUUACCUGGGAAAAAGAAAGUUUGAUCACUGAACUCAGAAAAGAACUCCGGGUAUCUGAUGAGGAACACAGAGAGCUGUUAUCAAGGGUUAAUGCUGAUGAAAUGAUCAGGCGAAUAAGAGAAUGGAGAAAGGCGAACGGCCUUCAGUCCAGUGUUCCACAGCUAGUUCAUGAUGCUGCUCCGAGUCCUGCUGUUUCAGGAUCACGUAAGAAGCAAAAGACAUCACAAUCAAUCGCUUCGUUAGCAAUGGGCCCGCCAUCUCCUGCUCUUCACCCCUCGAUGCAACCAUCUUCAUCUGCGCUUAGGAGGGGAGGUCCUCCACCAGGUCCAAAGACCAAGAAGCCAAAGACAUCGAUGCAGUUCCCAGCUACAGGCAUUGCUGGAAGGCCCCAGGCUGGCGCCUUAACAAAUGAACCAGGUGAAUCAGGAUCAUAUGACCCGUUGAUUGGAAGGAAGGUUUGGACAAAGUGGCCUGAGGACAACCAUUUCUAUGAAGCUGUUAUUACUGACUACAACCCUGUUGAGGGGCGGCAUGCUUUAGUGUAUGAUAUUAACACCGGGAAUGAAACUUGGGAAUGGGUAAAUCUCAAAGAGAUAUCUCCGGGAGAUAUCAGAUGGGAAGGUGAGGAUCCUGGGGUUUCUCGUAAAGGAGGACAUCCUGGGCAAGGCCGUGGAACAGCAAAGACCAUGGCUCGUGGUGGUCCCACAGGCAACGCCGUGGGUAGAGGUAGGGGAAGCAUGAAGACACAGCAACCCAAGGCACAGAAUGGCAUCGGGAAGAAAGCUUUAGGCGAUAUCGAAAUACUCCACACUGAUACACUAAUAAAAGAGGUAGAAAAAGUUUUUGGAUCAGUUAACCCCAACCCAGCAGAGGUAGAGAAGGCAAAGAAAGUGCUGAGAGAUCAUGAGCAAGCUCUUAUGGAUGCAAUUGCGAAGCUCGAAGAAAUAUCAGACGGAGAAAGUGGUAAUAUAUGAUAGGGCUACCCUUCUAACUCUCCUCAGAUGAUGGAGUCAGAGCAUUGGACUGGCUAGAAGGUGUAGAUGGUGGUGGCAAUGUGAAUUAAUGAGGGAGAUUUCGAAACUUAUAUGGGAUGGCAAAAUGUAUUUUAUUUAGGGAGAUGAUUUUUAAUGACCUUUGUGUGCCACAUAACUCCAAUAACUGGAUUUGGAAAUUAGGGUCUUAAGCAUUGUAAAAUCCAUCAGACUUCAUAUAAAUGUAGAAUGUUGCA
This is a messenger RNA of Eutrema salsugineum, 1865 nucleotides long. RefSeq names its product protein EMSY-LIKE 3. The coding region runs from base 412 to 1611 and encodes 399 amino acids. Gene Ontology annotation, cellular component: nucleus. The record is from RefSeq and is a predicted model, not a curated record. Gene Ontology annotation, biological process: defense response to fungus. Lineage: Eukaryota; Viridiplantae; Streptophyta; Magnoliopsida; Brassicales; Brassicaceae. The transcript has 11 exons.